AUGUCUCAAUAUUUCUCGCGGAUCAAACAAAUCUAUUUGGGAAUUAUUCCGAUAUAUCCACUUGGAUAUAUUAUGGUACAUGGUUUUCGUGGAGAUCAAAUUUGGGCGAAACCAUAUUUAAACAGGAGUUCACUGGAACCAAGCGAGAGUUUGAAAGAGCUCGUCGAGCACGAAAUGGAUAAAAUGGAAGGAUUGAAAAAGUCAAAGUUCCACGUGGUAUUGACCGAUGAAAUGGAGCCAAAAACGUAUGGAGGACUGUUCCUGAGCAGUGGUGCAGAACUACAAUUUCCACUUCGAAUGACACUUGAUGACGUGGAAACUGCACGGAGAAUCGGAGCCAAUUUAGAAGUUGAUUUAGGAUUAAGUAAACAUCGAAGAAAAAUUGAAAUGAACAGUGAAACAGGAGAUGAAAUUAUUUCACGAUUAAUGCUCUCAGAUGCUGCCAAAAUGUUUGUUGUUCAACGAGAAUUACAAAUUGCAAACAGUGGCGAAUAUUUCUGUGCUCCAAUCUUCGCGUGGAUUGGAAUUUCAUCAAUGAGUUAUGGAGUAUUAAACGGUAUCGCUAUGAUGGCUGGUCCAUAUUUGGCAACUGUAGCUGCUCUCACAUUCACUUUCGCUGCAUUUUCACAAUUUUCAAAACAUUUUGAGUCUUUUAAAACUACGAGAUCUGAUGAGGAUACUGUAGUUAGAGGUGAUGAAUAUGCGAUCGGAGGUAUUGAUUAUUUGGAAUCUACAAUGAAAUUAAACAGAUUAUAUCGAAGGAUUCUUGGCGAAGAAGGCGAGCGACAAAUAGCACGUAAUGGUGACGUCAUCAAUGCUCCUGUUAAGCUUUCAGUCAGAGCUCGAGAAAUUCGAAAAAUUCGAAAACGAAUCAAUCAAUAUGAUAAAAUAUCUGCUGAUGACGGAGAAGAAAAUCAGAAUUAGAUUAAUUUAUCUUUCGUGUUUUUUGUUUUAUUUUUGUGUGUUUUAACGGGUUAGAAUGUAGAGAUUUUAUUAGUUUUCUUUUCUAAUUUUUAAUUUUAUAAAUUUU
This is a messenger RNA of Caenorhabditis elegans, 1030 nucleotides long. It is a transcript of the gene R144.11, whose product is annotated as DUF5683 domain-containing protein. Lineage: Eukaryota; Metazoa; Nematoda; Chromadorea; Rhabditida; Rhabditidae. The record is from RefSeq and is marked reviewed.